GAUUUGUCUGUUCUGUGUCUGUUCUCUGUUUUCAGCGUAAUUGUAAAUUUUAGCACACGCGAUUUAUUGGCUUUAUGAGUGUGUAAAAUCCCGAGCUAAACAAGCCGCACGCAAGAAUGGGGGUGCCGAAGUUCUACCGAUGGAUAAGCGAACGGUAUCCUUGCCUAAGCUCCGCUGUCAAGGAAUAUCAGAUUCCAGAGUUCGACAACCUCUAUCUGGACAUGAACGGUAUCAUCCACGUCUGCUCUCAUCCCAACGAUGAUGACCCGCACUUUCGUAUUACAGAAGAAAGAAUUUUCUUGGAUAUCUUCAAUUACAUAGAUUUCCUGUUUCGCAUGAUCAAGCCCAAGAAGACGUUCUUUAUGGCUGUCGAUGGUGUAGCCCCAAGGGCCAAGAUGAAUCAGCAAAGAGGCCGUAGAUUCAAGUCUGCAAAAGAAGCCCAGGCACAAGAGAAAGAGGCACGCGAAAGGGGAGAGGUCCUGCCCACUGAGGAGCGGUUCGACUCCAACUGCAUCUCACCUGGCACCGAAUUCAUGGCACGGUUGCAGGAUCAGCUACAGCAGUUUGUGGCCGUGAAGGUCUCCAGUGACCCAUUGUGGCGUGGCGUCAAGGUUUACCUAUCGGGCCACCAGACACCAGGUGAAGGGGAACACAAGGUGAUGGAUUUUAUCCGGACAGAACGAUCCCAGCCAGGUUACGACCCAGACACGAGGCAUUGUUUGUAUGGGCUUGAUGCCGACUUGAUUAUGCUGGGCAUGUGUUCUCACGAACCACACUUCGCACUGCUUCGGGAGGAGAUAGUGUAUGGCAAAGGGAAGCAUUUGAAGAGGCUCAAUGUUCCUGAAGAGAUCACGUUUCACCUUCUCCAUCUGUCGUUGCUGCGAGAGUACUUGGAGCUGGAAUUCCAAGAGUUAAAGGUGAACGAUUCGUUCGAGUUCAAGAUGGACAACAUCAUAGACGACUGGGUGCUGAUGUGUUUCCUAGUGGGCAAUGACUUUCUUCCACACUUGCCCAAUCUCCACAUUGCGCACAAUGCGUUGCCGGUUCUCUACCAAGCCUACAUCGAUGUGAUGCCAUCUCUUGGAGGUUACAUCAACGAAUAUGGAAAGUUAAAUUUGGAACGGUUUGAAAAAUUUCUUACCAGGCUUUCUCAGUUUGACUAUGAAAAAUUCUCAGACGUUCAGGCUGACCAAAAGUUCUUAGCUUCUAAACGAGCCUAUGCCGAAGCACCAAACGGUAUUGUGCAGCAGAACGGGUCGCCACCGUCUGGCAAAGAGAAGACUAAGGAUCCAGAUGAAAAGCGCCUGUUGGAAAAGUUUAGUCACCUGGACAUUCCCGACUUCGAUAGUGACGAAGACCAGGAAGGUCUUCUUGAGAUGGAGUUUCGUCAGCACAAGCGGGAUUACUACGUCAACAAAUUGGAAUACUCAGACGUCAACAAGCAAGUUAUGCAAGAACAAGCGCACGGCUACGUCCGGGCCAUUCAGUGGAACCUCCACUACUACUACAAUGGCGUGCAGUCGUGGAACUGGUUCUACCCGCACCACUACUCCCCAUACAUUUCGGAUAUCAAGGAUUUCCAGAACUUGGACAUGACGUUUGAGCUGAGCAAGCCGUUUCUGCCAUUCCAGCAGCUCAUGGCCAUCCUUCCUUCAGCCAGCAAAAAGCUGGUGCCCGUCGCCUAUCAGGAUCUCAUGGAGAACGAGGCAUCUCCCAUCUUGGACUACUACCCCAAGGACUUCAACACAGACUUGAAUGGGAAGCAGCAUGAUUGGGAAGCUGUUGUGCUCAUACCUUUCAUAGAAGAGGAUCGGCUGCUUCCCGCGAUGGAGGAGCGUUUCGAGAAGCUGACCGAGGAAGAAAAGUCUCGAAAUGGCCACUCGGGACACUUGCUGUUUGUCUACUCCGAGGAACCUCAGCCCCCACGCCCAUGCAAGGGUGAACGGCUUGUGCCUAGCUUGGAGGUCAAUCAUGCCAAAGUCACCGAGCUGGACAUGAAUGUCUUCAGACUUCCGGUGUCCAAAAUCAAGAAAGGUCUCAUGGAGGGAAUCAGGCUGGAUGUCUUCUUUCCGGGGUUCCCAACUCUAAAGCAUCUCGACUACACGGGAUGCUUGAAAAAAGAGUCCAUCAAGGUGUUCCAGGCUUUGACCAGGAACGAAAGCAUGGUCAUCACGAUAAACAACAAAGACGAACGUACAUUGAAAGAAAUAUCGACGGAGCUCUUGGGCAAGUCUGUUUACGUCUAUUGGCCCCAUUUGCUUGAAGCUUUGGUUGUAGCCGUCUCCACCAGGGACGAAAGGCACUCCUUGGAGAUUCACAAACACGCCAAAAGUUGUGAAAGCGUCAGCAUCUACAAGUUGGCCAGUACUGACCAGGAAGUGUUUGACAUGCAAGUCAGUGGAAUCAAGGACCGUUAUCUUAGCCGUUAUGGCGUGAAUGUCGGCGAAGUGGACAUCCUGGUCUUCUGCAAAACGUUGACUGGUCGAAAGUACACCUGCACGUCCAGAGGUCGCGUCACACUCGAUAAGCAGUGGGCAGAGCUGAGUGUCCCGUUCGCUCUGCAGUCUAUCGUGAAGGACAUCACUGAAAAAUCUCCGGACUUCGAAGAGUUCAAAACAAUUGAAGAGCUUUUUCCUGUUGGAAAGACGUGCUUCAUGAUUGGCAGUCCGCAUUAUGGCUGUUCUGGAACGGUUGUGGAUGCCAAGCCAGAAAAUAGAGCUGGACGUAUAAUGAUCAAGUUUAAAGUGCCAUCGGAGCCAAGUUUGGAUGGUAUCAUUCGAAACGAAAGGAAUCUGUGCCAGGUCCAUUACAUGAACGCCCAUCAGAUGUCGCAGCAGCUCGGGGUCAACGCGCAGUUUGUGUCUCGCAUCACAGGCACCGUGUAUAUUCAGAUGAACAGCAGGGAGGCAGAAGCAGCUUCCCUUGUCAAUGUCGGCUUGCACUUGAAGUUCAACAAAACGUCCGAAGAGAUUCCUGGAUACUCAAAGAGGACUAAUGACGCUUGGCUGUACUCGACAAAGUGCCUUCAAGUACUCAAAGAGUACCUGGCAAAGUAUCUCGGCUUUGUGCAGAGAAUCAUUCCGUUUUUGGGACAAGACAAAAUCGCAGUUGAGGACCUUUACCCAAAGGGAGUUGGGAAAGAAGAGGUGAAGGAGGUGGCCAAGUGGAUAAAAGAACAGGAUUGCACCAAGGUUGCACGGGUGAAAAGUGGUGCACAGUUGCUUGACGAAGGCGUCGUGCAUGCUAUCGAGGAAACUGUCAAAAGGGCUAAGAGCACACAGCCACCACAGGAAGUGCUCUUGGACGUCCACCCCAAGCACCUGUACCGGCCAGGCCUGCAGUUCGGCUGGGUACCACCUGAUCCCAAGGCCACGUACAGCUUGUUUGACCGAGUGGUGAAUGUCCGCGAAAACAUCGCAGUUCCACUGGGAUACCGGGGAACCAUCAUCGGCCUCCUCCCGUUGGAAGAUAACGAUCCACAAAUGUGCGAAGUGGUGUUUGACGAGCCGUUUGCGGGCGGCCUCCCCCUGCGGUGCUCGGAGCAUCGCGGCUACCGCAUCUCUAUUUUGUUCCUGGUGAACCUGUCGUAUGGCAGCCGAAUCCAGAGGAGCCAGCAACUCUACCAGGUGCCAGCACGGCGCCAGCAACUGGCAGAUUCAUACCCAGCGGUCGCUGGCAACAAGGUCAGAACCGGCGGCUCUGCUCAACCACGGGCCACCCACGCAAGCGCAGGUAACGGCUGGCAGGACUUGUCACCGCAGCGUCGGCAAGAAAAGAACAGGUUUCACCACUCGCCUAAUUCACCAUUCGAAGCUCAGAAGUCCUCUCCAGCUCCUGAGUCACCCAGUCAAGGCACAUCCGACUUCGCCUCCUUGUGGCUAGGGCUGCAGAAGACGACGACAGCACCCAUGCCUUGCUCCGUACCCACUGCUCAGCAGGCAUCAACCUCUUCAAGGCACCAGGGCACUCCGCUCUCAUUGGACGAGCUUUUCAAAGGAGCCAAAAACUAUGAGGGCCAGACUUCUGGUGCCGUUGCUGUGUCAUCAGCAAGCAUCCUGGAAGAUUUGGUAAAGCGCACCAAGGAGACCAUGGGUGCAGAGCCAGAACACUUCUGCAUCGGAAAAGAUGGACAGCCUCCAAAGAAAUUCGUGGCGUAUAUCAUCCUACCGAAUGGGAAAAAGUUCACGAGUGCAUGCUCGGACAACCAGAAGAGUGCACUGCAGGAUGCAGCCCAGCAGGCUCUUGCAUUUGUCACCAAGAAAAUGCCUGCCUCCCAGCCGGUACAGCCAACACCUAUAGCAGUUCAAGCUCAGCGGCCCAACGUGCCCCUUUCCUUCGGCAACCCACCACAAGCGUGUGCCAGCAGCUUGGGGACACAGUUCAGGAUGCCGCCCCCGUGUGAGGCAUCGCUCAUUCCGGACUCCUUCGUGGAGAGCAACCGUCGCCUGAUGGAGACACUGAACUGCAUGCCGAGUGAGCAGCAGCUCGGCCCUAGUUUGUCAUGGCAGACGCCAAGGAUGCCUCUUCCGUUCAACCGGGCACCUGUCUAUAUGGCAACGUCGGCAGGCAAGGAACCGUACCAGCAGCGCCCCUUCUUUCCCAGUCCCCGCAACACUUUUGCACCACGACCUGCGAUGUAUAUGGCUGGCCCACCGCAUCAUCUGCAGUACCCUCAGCAGCAACAGCAGUUGCACAGGCAGCCACAUCCAGACAGUCUUCUGCGACCCCAGUUUCCGGCCAGGUCUCCACAAAAAGACAGGCAGCCAGUGCACAGGGGCGGUGGUCGUUACGGGGAGCAGCAGUCGGAGCCUUGCCUGCAGCGGCCGCCCCCAGUUUCCCGAACACAAGCUAUCGGCAUCGGCCAACAUCUUCAUUCCCACUCAGGUAAUGCGAAGGCUACCUUCCAAGUCCUCUGCGGCCACUUCCAGUUCGAGCUCCCUGAGAAAGAACAAGGCGGCCGCCUCAUCAACCACAAAGUCACCGCCGACUAAGGAAGCGUCUGUGCAAAAGCCCCUUGACGUCAUCGCGAGUGCUCCUCCUGCAAAGCAGGAAACUGCAAAGGGUUCAGGGGCAACGAACACAACUGCACCUUUAAGCGCUGCUCAGUCUUCAAUUGCCGAACCCAGCCCGGUUUCCAACGCCCCGAAACCCGCAUCGCAAGACGCUGCCUCUUCCAACUCAAAGCCUCCAGCACGUAGGUCGAGGCUGGCCGUCAAGUUUGACUUUGCCCCCUCCUGAGGGGCUCGCGUCACAUAGCGUAUUUGCAGCGUGCUGGGCAAAGCAUUUGUGAGGAGCCCUUUUGUACACUUGAAAAGGGCUACUGAACAUCAGCAGCCCACAGACUCUCAUAUCGGACAGUGUAAAACAAUGUUGGUUCACAGAUGUAUAGUGUACAUUCUUCGGCGACUGGCUGGAUAUCCUCUCCAGCGUUAAUUCUCAAUUAUCUCCUUACCCAUGCAUUGUGAUUUCAGAGAGAGAGAGAGGUCUUUAUUGAAAAGCAGAGAAUUUAGCUGGCAUAUAAAAUUCACUGACUUGCUGCUCUGCGUGAGGAAGGGGAUUCAGGAUUGAAAGUACGAGCAGGAAGAGAGAGAUAAAAAAGACAAAAUGUAAAUUUAGUAAGUGUGCUUUCAGAUAAUUUCUAUCAAGCGUACGGUAAUGUUUAAUAACACUUGUCACAAGUGUCCUAAGAUGCACAGGAAAGUGUUAACGUGCUUUAGUGUUUUAUUUAAAGCAUUGUUGAUUUCCACAAUGUUUAUGCCCAUGAGACCUUGUGACUUGUGCUUGUUGUAGCUGCUGCCUAAUAACGGCCUGCGGUCAUUACCAAAACAAAUUGAAAAAAAUCACGCACAUCCAUUUUGCCUGUGGUACUUAUUUUCCAUUUCAUAUUAAGGCGAUAUCACUUCUGCUUGCUGUAGUGCUUAUCUUCUAAAUCAUCGGGCAGCAAACAACUGAGCCAGCCAAAAUACAUGCCAACUGAAAACCAGUUGUUGGUUGUGAACAGUGUUGACAACCAACACGCUCUCUCUGUUGUCAUGCACAGUGUGCUGAAUGUACACGUAGGGCAAGUGUGAUUUCAACUGCGCUCUUUAUUGUUCACUUGCGUCGUCAAUCGCGACAUUUUCGCUCUUUUGUUAAGCCUAUGAAAACUGAAGAAAGCCACAUUGAAGUGCUGUUUUCUUUUUUUAUCAGCAUUUACAUGUGUCGUUACAUUUCUAAAGAUUUCUUUUAAUAGCAAACUCGUUUAUAAUAUUAUGCAUUCGAUAUAAUUGGCAGCUAACGAAGACUGCACACUUUUGUCUGACAAAAAGUUCUGCAUGUUCUUAAUGAGCAAUCUUGUGCUGCGGCUGUUUUUCUUUUUCCAUAAGCCGUGUAAGGCUUAUUUAUCUAUAUUUGUUUUUAAAACUUUAUUAAUGACUCAACUGUUGCUAACGUUUCCAUAGUUUCUAAGCAGAAGGCACGAAGUUUCUCACUGAAAUUGCGAGAGGAAAGUCUGGAAUCGCAGUUGAUUUGCUACCAAGGAUAUGUAGGUUGGGAACACAGAAUUGGCACGGCGUUCUUGACGGAAGCAAAUUGCUGCUUUUUGUUAUUCACAAUUCAAUCAUGUUGCAUGCUAGCCUGAAAUUUUUUUUUUUUUGGUGAUCAAAACGUUUCACAUUGGCAUUUCUCUAUGUUUAAGGGAGGGACGCGACUUUGAGAUCGCGAAAACUGUCAAAAAGAAAAAAAAAAAACAUUUUUUGAAAAUGCAAGUUUUUAGUUUCUGGAAUCCUUUUUCUAUCUGAUUACAAAAUAUCUACACUGAAAACCUCGCAGAAGUGCUUCGGAAAAUUCAUUUCACUCACCUAGGUAGCGAAACUUUUUCUGGAAAUCGCGAGAAAACAGCGAUUUUCAAAAAAAAAAAUUAUGGCUUCGCGAUGGCAGGGCUGGGAGCCAGCUUCUUGGGCUCAUCGAUAAAAGCAUUUCUCCGUGUUUAACUUUCCUGCCUGAGCUGGCUCCUCCCUUUAAAAACAAGUGCACAAAAAGCAAAUUUUUUAAGGUCGUUUCGAGGCCCUUGAUUGGCUGUGGCUGCCAUGUUGCCUCAGCUCGCCUCGCCAUUGACCCGAUGCUCGCUUUGGGAGAUCGUCGUCUGCUGCUUGUGCGUCGUGAGGACAUGGCUCUCGAAAAUUGCUACUUCGUGACGUGUUCACGGCUCGAUGAUCGCUUAAGAGAUAACUACGCUUUAGUUAGGAGCAGUAAGCGAAUGCGCGAUCAGGUUACUACGAGCAAGCACGCGUUCUACGAGCGCGGCACGUUAUCGGAGUCGGCUUUAGCCCUAACUCUGCUGACAGCGAGACUGCGGGCAGGAACGACGCGCCUAGCGCACUUUUGGCGACGUGAUUCUUCGCAAGGAAUGAAGCACAUAACUUGCUAGCUUCUCUGAAGCACGUACGGGCAUUUUAAGCAUCGGCAGGGGACCACACAGUCAAGCUCGUCACCCCCCCUUCACUGCCGAGGAUCGCUCAGAACAGCGGAUAGCAGUUUGACGCGUCGUCACUCGAAAAUGCUAUGAGAAGCGCAGUGCGCCGAUUUUUUGUCAUCGUAGCUACACAUUUCAGCGUAUCAUCACUGAACGCCGCCGGCAAGUGCAUUACGUGCCGGCUGCACUGUCCACGCGGCCGUGCACUCCACGGUCAUAUGGAGUGUUGUCAAUAAGCUUUUGUGAUGCGAUUUAGGACAGUGCUUGGAGCCGUGCUUGAUAUCGCCACGAACGUCUAUGAAUGUUCCGAGGCAAUGAAAGCCUCGUAGAUUAGAGUUUCCGUGACUGGCUGUAUGAUGGUGCGUUUCACGGCUAGAGUGGCAACAGAGCAUGUGUGAAUCAGGGACACAAAUUUUUAUAUGGCCAUUUCGCGUCAUUAAUUAUACUGCUGAAAAUUUCUGUGCCACCAGUCUUCUGCCCAUAACUUUUAUUUGAAAAGACUGCAUAGGCCUGUCAUGGUGUGAUCCAUUUUUCUGAUGCAAUAAACCUCUCUCCAAA
This is a messenger RNA of Rhipicephalus microplus (southern cattle tick), 8011 nucleotides long. It is a transcript of the gene pcm, whose product is annotated as 5'-3' exoribonuclease pacman. Gene Ontology annotation, cellular component: nucleus. Gene Ontology annotation, biological process: rRNA catabolic process; nuclear-transcribed mRNA catabolic process. The record is from RefSeq and is a predicted model, not a curated record. Lineage: Eukaryota; Metazoa; Arthropoda; Arachnida; Ixodida; Ixodidae. Gene Ontology annotation, molecular function: RNA binding; 5'-3' RNA exonuclease activity.